AUGUUUUUUGUGGCGGGGGCCAAAAAUACAUCAGGAGGGGGCGGAGGAGGUGAAAGGAGAUCAAUCUACCAGAAAUUCCGUGAGGUAGAUUUAUUGGACAAGAAGAAGACAGUGACUGCUCUAAAACCUGGUGAGGAUCGUGCCAUUAUGCUGGGGCUGGGGAUGAUCCUCUCCUCAGUCAUGAUGUACUUUGUCCUGGGGAUCACUAUAUUACGCGCCUAUGCAGAAAGUGUGUGGACAGAGGAGGGUGUGUGUGUUAUACUCAACUCCACGGUCACAGCAGACAUGAACUGUUCCUACAACUGUGGGUCAGACUGCUGGAGAGUCUCCAAAUACCCCUGUCUGCAGGUGUACGUGAGCGUCAAUAACACGGGCCGUGUCAGCCGUUUAUCUCACAAUGAGGAGACCCAGGACACCAGCUCUGAAUGUGUCUACGUGCCCAGGUGUCAGAAGGACAGCACGGCCAUGCACGUCAUGAUCAUGAACAUCUCGGAGCGUCUGAAGGUGAACCAGCAGGUCCCCUGUUACUACGACCCCAGCGAGCAGCAGGAGACGGUUCUCCUGACGCGGCUGUACGACCACAGCGUCGUCUUCCACUCGCUGCUCUGGCCCUCGUGCACGCUGACGGGAGGGGCCCUCAUCAUUGUGAUGGUGAAGCUCACGCAGUACCUCUCCAGACUGUGCGAAGAGAUAGGCAAGAUCAAGAGGUGAAAGAGCAGCUGUCAAAUCCAUGUGGUGGUUUGCUGAUAGACGUAUGACAUGAAAGGGAUUGUUUCGACCAAACGAUCUUGCCGUGACCUCUUGAGAGCUUUACUCUGCGGCGGAGACAUGUGGAACAGCUGACUUUCACUCCGGAUCGAGGAUGUGACUGUUUAAAAAAGCGAACUGAGUGUUUAGAGGCGGAAAACUGUCAGACAUGUAACUGGCUGCAGGGAAAACUAUGACUGGAUUCUGCAUUGGUGUUAAAAAUUGUAAAAUGUUAAUGGAUCUUUGUUUACAAGUGUUUUUUACACUUGUAAUCUGAGCAUGUACUUGCUAUGUCACAUAUGAUAGACAUUACAGUACCCAGAUUUAAAUUGAUGGGGAAAAAACACUGUUGUCUGUCCAAAAUGUACUGAAGAGGAUUGGGGCCAGGUAGGAGAAAAAAAUGAUGAGAGGAGGAUUUUUUUUUUCAUUAUGCAGUUCGAGAAAUGAAGAGAAUAAAGUUAACUUUUUGUGUUCUGUGAAGUUGGAAAGAUAUUCACGAAUUUGUGUUAAUAAGUCAUCAGAGGAACAUUGUUUUCAGAGAAAUGGCGUCUACCUGAACAGUUAGGUAGACUGCAAGCUACAACCUGAUUUUCAUAAAUGUCAUAAAAUGAGCAAUAACCACAAUAUUUAAGGGUAUAGUAGAACUAAAAUCCCCCGACACAUAAAUGAGCUAUUUUGGUAGUUGGCUUCCAUAAAUAUUGUUUUGGGGAAAAUCUGCUUUUCUAUGUAAUUUAUUUGAUUUUUUUUAGACAUACAGCUCUUAAAAAAAUAAAAGACCACUGCAAAAUGAUCAGCUUUUCUGGUUUUACUAUUUAUAGGUAUGUGUUCGAGUAAAAUGAACAUUUUUGUUUCAUUCUAUAAAGUGCUGACAACAUUUCUCUAAAAUUUAAAAAAUUAAAUAUUGCCAUUUAAAGCAUUUAUUGGCAGAAAAUGACCACUGGUCAAAAUAAGAAAAAAAAGAUGCAGUGUUUUCAGACCUCGAAUAAUGCAAAGAAAACAUGUUCAUAUUCAUUUUUAAACAACACAACACUAAUAUUUUGAUUUGAGAAGAGUUUAGAAAUCGUUAUUGGUGGGAUAAUCUUAAUCUUUAAUCACAGCAGUGGUUUUUAUAAUCUUCCUCAUAGAAUAAGAUUUGGUUCAGGCGAUCAGCUGAUCAGUGUCUCAUUAAGCAGAAUGAGGAGGCUUGUGUUGGAAUCCAACAAACACUGGAAUGGACCGGCUGCCAUAGAUGUAGAGAUGCUGAUUUAAGAAACAUUU
Centropristis striata (black sea bass) is the source of this 2004-nucleotide messenger RNA. It is a transcript of the gene kcnmb2a, whose product is annotated as potassium large conductance calcium-activated channel, subfamily M, beta member 2. Gene Ontology annotation, molecular function: potassium channel regulator activity; calcium-activated potassium channel activity. The transcript has 4 exons. The record is from RefSeq and is a predicted model, not a curated record. NCBI's taxonomy places the organism in Eukaryota, Metazoa, Chordata, Actinopteri, Perciformes, Serranidae. Gene Ontology annotation, biological process: detection of calcium ion; potassium ion transport. The coding region runs from base 1 to 711 and encodes 236 amino acids. Gene Ontology annotation, cellular component: membrane; voltage-gated potassium channel complex.